AUGUGCGUACGAAUACAUUAUACUAUUGAUUUAAACGUUUUAAAAAGAAAAUACAACUGUAGUAAAGUAGUUAAUAAUGAAAAGUUAAAGAAAGGAAUGAUCAAUAAGAAAAACUAUAUACCUACAAUAUUUGAAAACAAUGAAAAUUCUUUAGAAAAAAUUUAUGAUUCACAAAAAAAAAAUAGGAUAAUUCACAUUUGUAUAUGGGGAAUAAAUCCAUUUAAUUAUGGAAAAUUUGAAAAAGAUAUUGCAUUAAUUAAUGCUAGACUAGAAACUUUACAUCUAAAAAAAUCCUUUAAAAUUUUAAUAAAUAAAAAUAGAUGUGCAAUCAUAAUUAAUGGAUAUUUCGAAUGGAAAAAUGAUGAGAAUUCUUCAAAAAAAAUUCCUUAUUAUAUAUUCAAUGGUAAAAGUAACCAAAAAGAUAAUGAACAGAAUUCCUUAAAAAAAAUAGAUAAUGAAGAAAUAGAUAGUAAGAAUAAUGAAGAAAUUAAUCAACCCCAAAAUGUUAAAAAUGAAGUUGAAGAUGAUGAAAUUUAUAGUAAUGAAGAAAAAAGUCAACCAAUAGAGCAAAACUCUCAUAAAAGAAAAAAAAUAACAAAAGAAGUUUCAACUAAAAAAAUUAAAAUAGAAUCAUCAAAUGAAGAGUGCGAAGAAAAUGAAUCAUAUAUAAUACUUGCUGGUUUAUAUACUGUUCCUGAUGAUGAUAAAAAGGAAUACAGAAAUACAGUAAUUACAACAUCAAGUGAAAAUACAAACCUAAAAGAUAUUCAUGAAAGAUGCCCCCUUUUAUUAAGUGAAAAUUCUUUAUCUUUAUGGUUAAAUGUGGAUAACAGUUACUCAGAUAUAAUAGACAAAAUUAAAGAAGAACAUAUAAAUGCUUGUAAUAAUUUAAAAUAUAUGAAAGUUCAAGACUGGAAUGUUUAUUCAAACUACUCAAAACAAGAAAAAAAAGAAUCUAUUUUAAAAUAUAUGAAAUAA
Plasmodium gallinaceum is the source of this 978-nucleotide messenger RNA. RefSeq names its product conserved protein, unknown function. Gene Ontology annotation, biological process: DNA damage response. Gene Ontology annotation, molecular function: single-stranded DNA binding. The record is from RefSeq and is a predicted model, not a curated record. The coding region runs from base 1 to 978 and encodes 325 amino acids. The transcript has 7 exons. NCBI's taxonomy places the organism in Eukaryota, Apicomplexa, Aconoidasida, Haemosporida, Plasmodiidae.